Haliaeetus leucocephalus (bald eagle) is the source of this 6113-nucleotide messenger RNA. RefSeq names its product nuclear receptor subfamily 1, group D, member 2 (gene NR1D2). Gene Ontology annotation, biological process: negative regulation of transcription by RNA polymerase II; hormone-mediated signaling pathway; positive regulation of transcription by RNA polymerase II. The record is from RefSeq and is a predicted model, not a curated record. Gene Ontology annotation, molecular function: zinc ion binding; nuclear receptor activity; RNA polymerase II cis-regulatory region sequence-specific DNA binding. Lineage: Eukaryota; Metazoa; Chordata; Aves; Accipitriformes; Accipitridae.
GAUUUUUUUUUUUAAAAAUCCGUCCAGGAAUGACCGCUCUGGUGGGGUGUAGGGUCGCCUGUGUCCAGGAACGUGAGGAGCAGUCUGCGUGUAGCGCACGUGUCGCACAACCACUUGGUCUGACUUCUGCUCUGCGGCGACUCUGCCGGGGGCUUCUCGGCUGCACGCUCUUCAGGGUGUUGGCGGCGGUUUCCUUGGUAGAAAAAAUUAAAUGCUAAAGAGGAAAUGAGCCAGUAAAGCCGCCGCAGAAAUGCUAAGAGGACCGUUACAGCUGAUCAAAGUAAUGAAAACUUGUAAGUCAGAAUUUCUGCCUGCGAGCAGUGAUAUUUCCAGGGUUGUAUAACACUGCUGCCUAAUAGGUGUAACAGCCUUUAUCUGUGAGGAGGUGAUGUCUGAUGUAAGGGGCUACAGCCCCGACCUGCCAUGCCAACUCAGUUGAUCAAGGACUCAACUGACACCAAUGCUUUUUUUCCUCCAGAAGAAGCCAAUGCAUGGCUGUUCUAAAGUUUUUUUAAUUCUUACUGGUGUGUGGAGUUCCUUGCUGCAAUCUCCUGAGCCAUCUGUGAAGAGACUUUACAGAGCAAUACAGGCAUAAAGCAGGGAAGAUGCUAAGUGGAGUUUAUUUAAACGGUUGCGUGGCUUUCGUUGUUGAAAUUUUUGUGUGAAAUAUCAAAUGUUUUUAUAUUGACUUUUGAAAUGCCGACUCUUGGAGACAAACUCAAAUGAAGUGAAAACAAUUUUUCUUGCUUAAGAGCAAGAAAAAGGAGCCUGUGAAAAGCCAGAACUGCUCCCAGGUCUGCCUGAGGACAAAAAGCUGUUUCAUCUGAGGGAUUCUCAAGUGUGUCAGAUUGCAGGACAGAGACUGUUUGCAAAUAGCAGCCUGGCAGUCGGAGUUUAGCUGCUACUAGAAACGCUACAAAGGCUUGCAGUCAGACAAAUGGCGUUCAGUAGGCUAACCAGGCUGCAGCGCUAUUUCUUUCCCUUGCCCCCUUCCCUUCUGCAUCGUGAGCACCUCCCAGCCUUUCCUUUCUGUGCCUCUGGCGCGUAGCCUGCAUGAAGUCUUUCUCUCUGCCCUAUUUCUGUCCCUAACCUAGCUUGUUUGCAUUCUGGCUCCACAGUGCUGUAAGAUCCUGUCUUUGCUGUGGCUCCAGAUGAGCUCUGCUCGGAGGGUGACCAGAGAAACCCUCCCUGGGCCGCCUUGUGCCUUCUCCCCGCUGCCCUGUCCUGCCAGCCACCAUGGCUUGUUGCUCCAUCUUUUGCUUUUGCUGUUUCAUCUCGACUUGGAUCGGAGGAAUUCUGAUAAAUCAGGAGAAGGGGAUGGGGCAGAUUGAGAGGUCAGCCGCUGAAAACAAAUGGAGAGAAGCAAGCUGGAGGGAGCGAGGGAAAGGAGGGCGUCCAGGAACACGUGAUGGCUGGGUCUGGUGGUGCUGGGUCAUGGCGUGGCUCACAUGGCAGCGGUGCAUGUCUGCUUGUUAUGUCACUACGUGCCGCCUUUUUUUUCUUGCCUUAGGGGGUGUGAUAGCUUACAUCAGCUCUUCAAGCUCGGCAUCUAGCCCAGCCUCAUGUCACAGCGAGAGCUCAGACAGUGGUUUCCAGUCGUCCUCUUCGCCUGUACCAUCUUCUCCGAACAGCUCCUCCUCGGAAGGCGGCUGAACAGUCGGAGCAGUGAGGGCUCUGACGGGGCACCGAAGAGCGAUCGGCUGGAGGAGACUAUUAAAACAAACCAGUCGAGUGUUGCUGGUUUGACAAAAGGCCAUAAUGGAGUCACAAAAUUUAAUGGCAUGGUUCUUCUUUGCAAAGUCUGUGGAGAUGUCGCUUCAGGAUUUCAUUAUGGUGUUCAUGCCUGUGAGGGCUGCAAGGGUUUUUUCAGAAGAAGCAUUCAGCAAAACAUCCAGUAUAAGAAGUGCUUGAAGAAUAAUAACUGCUCUAUAAUGAGAAUGAAUAGGAACAGAUGCCAGCAGUGUCGUUUCAAAAAAUGCCUGUCUGUUGGGAUGUCAAGAGAUGCUGUUCGAUUUGGCCGUAUUCCCAAACGUGAAAAACAGAGGAUGCUGAUUGAAAUGCAGAGUGCCAUGAAAACCAUGAUGAACAGCCAGUUCAGCGGUCACUUACCCAAUGAAGCAUUAACAGAACAUCAAGAUCAAGCACCUCAAGAAGACCUUUCCUCCAAGCCCAAACAAGAGCGGGAAACCAUCAAAAGCCCUUCUCCCCCUCCUAGCACUGACAUGGCUAAGGAAGAAGUGAUCGGUAUGGUCACUAGGGCCCACAAAGACACUUUCAUGUACAACCAAGAACAGUCCCAAAACCCAGCAGAGAUGAUGCAGUCCCAGAGUGGUGAGAGAGUGUCAAAGAACACUGAGCCAUACAUCUUGAGCAGCGAGCACUGUGUUGGUGGGCUCGGUGGCCCUCAGUACCCUGAAAGUGAGCACCACCUUGGUGGACAGUACAAAGGGAGAAGCGCAAUGCAUUAUCCAAGUGGGCAUGCCAUGUGUUUCACAAAUGGCCACUGUAUGAACUUCACCAGUGGUUAUACUCAGCGACUUUGUGAUAGGAUCCCAGAAGACAGCUUUUCUCCAAACAAGAAUACCACUUAUUCUUGCAGCACUGGAGGAAGAAUGCAUCUGGUCUGCCCAAUGAGUAAGACUCCCCACGUGGACCCAAACAAGUCUGGCCAUGAAGUCUGGGAAGAGUUUUCCCUGAGUUUUACCCCUGCGGUGAAGGAAGUGGUGGAGUUUGCCAAGCGCAUCCCAGGUUUCCGGGAUCUCUCCCAGCAUGACCAGGUUAAUCUUCUGAAGGCUGGGACCUUUGAGGUUUUAAUGGUACGAUUUGCAUCUUUGUUUGAUGCAAAGGAACGUACCGUCACCUUCCUGAGUGGAAAGAAGUACAGUGUGGAUGACUUGCAUUCAAUGGGAGCUGGUGAUCUGCUCAACUCAAUGUUUGAGUUUAGUGAGAAACUAAAUGCCCUGCAACUUAGUGAUGAGGAAAUGAGUUUGUUUACAGCGGUUGUCCUGGUAUCUGCUGAUCGCUCCGGAAUAGAAAAUGUCAAUUCUGUGGAGGCACUUCAGGAAACACUAAUCCGUGCAUUAAGGACCUUAAUCAUGAAAAAUCACCCAAAUGAAGCCUCUAUUUUCACAAAACUUCUUUUGAAAUUACCUGACUUGCGUUCCUUAAACAACAUGCACUCUGAAGAACUCUUGGCCUUUAAAGUUCACCCGUAGGCCUUUAGGUCUCAUUUGUACUUGGACUUGCCUCGUGUUAAACUGUUUUGUGCUAAAAUAUGUAUUUAUACAGUUGUACCACUUGUUGGAGAGAGAGAGUUCACAGACUGUGAACAAUCGAUAGCUGUCCCAUAACCAUGCAAUAACGCUUCAGCAGGUGCUUUCAGCUAACAGCGGCACAGCAUUCAGAGUCCUCCAAGACGUCCACACCCAGCUGUGCCACACUUCUGCAGAAGAGGUUGCGAUGAGCCGGAGUAAAUAUGGACUGUUCUUUCAUUUAGAAAAAAUAACCACCACUGCCCUCUCAUGUAAACUGAACGCAAAAUAGCUGUGUAUGUGCAUACAGAGCAUGGAAUGGGGUGGGAACAAUCCUGCGCUAAUAGGAAAAUGGAAGAGCUGUUUUAACUGGUCUUUCACUUAUCUAAUAGAUGUAUGUCAGUGUCUCUUGAUAACUCACUCAUGGUUUCACUGUUGUUAUUCCAUUAAACCUGAUGGAAUGAUUUCAGCCUGCACCAACUCUUCACUGAGCGUGUGUUCAUGCCAUGUGUAUAUAAUAUAAAUAGUUACGUAAUGAGUGUUUAUGGCUAUAUAAAGUACAGAGUUGUGUGUAUAUAUGUGUAUGUAUAUAAAUAGUUCUAUACAUAAAGUAUACAUAUAAUUUCUUCACAAUAUUUUAAACUGUGAAGGAAUUUAAACUUACAACAGAAGGUGAUCUAUGGAAAGAACCAAAUAGAUGCACUUUGCAUAUUGCUGAACUAAUUAUCUGAGCAUUUCUAAUUUUUAGAAAACAUCAAAUUUGCAUUACUAUGCUGUGUUUGUUAAUUUAAAAAAAAAAAAAAAAAAAAAAAGGAAACAGAGUGGCACCAAAGGGGCAGAGUCAGAUUCAGCUUCCAGAAGGGGUUCGUAGAGAAUCUCAAGUGGAGAUGGUUGGUUGUGGCACUAAUGAGAUUGAUUGUCAGUUGCCACUGAGGUUCUUACAUUCUGAUAAAGGUUAAAGAAGCACUAGAUGCUCUUCAAAAACUUCAGCACAGCCAGAAAGAAACUAUCAGAUUAAUAACAGCAUCUAUAAGAAAAAAAAAGUGGGAAAAAUGUAUCCAUGGUAGCGUUUGGGUGUAUGUGUGUUCUGUGACCGUUUAUUUCUUGCAAUACAUCAUUUUGCUGCUUCAUUGCUAAACAAGAAUUGAAAACAGAAAUGUGAGAUUCCCCAUGUCUUUUCACAAUCUGGGCUUUGUGGUUCCUAUGCCUGUUCUUCUGGAGCUCUCCAUUGGUGUGUGUGCAUGUGGGUGUGUGUGUAUGUGCAGAGAAGGUGCACUGGAUGGUCUGGAUUUUUUUCUUAAAAAAACACCACAAAACCCAAACAAACAAAUGGGACUUUUUUUGUUGUUUAUGCCAGUAGCAAAUUACAAAGCAGAUCCUCAAGGCUUAAGAUUCUGCUGUUUUUUCCAUGUAGGAAAGCGGCUCUCUAUGGGUUUUCUCCAUUUGUAGCAGGACCUGGCACCAGAAAAGAGAGAUUAAAAGAAGUCAAAGCAGUUGCGUUAAUUAGUUACGUUUAUGUUUUGCUAAUGUGGGAAGAAGAUGCUCCAUUAACCUUGUGUUUAGUUAACUUACCUUGGAGGUAGCUCUCUGGGUCUCUAGCAUUUGGUAACACUACUCUGUGGAGGGAGAGACCUCUCGGUUUGUUACUGCAUUUUGAUGUAUGCAGUAGUUUGAGGCCAGGAGCCAGCAAGCCGCCAGACUGCAGAGCUGCUCCUUGCCGUGCCGAAGCAUCUCUUGCACAGCGGCGCGUCCAUGGGCGCUGGCGUGUGCCUGCCGCUGAGCAUCAGGAGCCAAGCAGGGGAGGGGAGGCUUGCACCCUGCCAUGGCUCCAGUCACCUAUGGGCUGGGGAUUUCCCCUCGGAAAGUGGUCAGGAGCGCGGGCCAGGGGGCCGAGCAGGAGGGGGCAGGUGCUCGAGUAAGAGCUGGGGGAAAUGUGGUGUUAGCCUUGGCUAAGGAGCAGCAGAGCCCACCCUUUCCCCUGCGCUGCAGCUGCUGCAGGGAGAGUUGUCCUCCUGCUUCAAGCUACUUUAGCCGCUGGGUAACGGCCCCUUGAUACACACAAUUUUGCUAUCCAGAUGUGCUAUCGGGGCAUAGUGUCCUAAUUUCUGUUAACAGUCUGCAUCUUACCAGUAUUAUUUGUUUGAGAGCUUCACUGAAUUACGCAUUGAACCAUUCAAACUUUAGAAAGGACAGUCACAUGUUUUGUAUUAUUUAGGAGCUGAAAUGACUUCUCUGUAAAUGUGGAAAGUACGGUUAACCCUUGGUUGUUUUGGGAGGGAAGGAGGCUUCUUGCAGAGAUUGCCACCCUACAACUAUGUUUUGUUGUGUUUUGUUUUAUUUUGUUUUUCUUCUUAAAACUGUAUUAUUAAGCCUUUAGGAAUGUAUAACCAGGACUGAGUAAUUACUGCUUAUUAAAUUUUUAGUUAGAUUGACCAUGUAUGCCUAUAGAUAGAUAUUCUAACUUGUGCAAUUUCAUUUGAAAUAAUCUUCCUGUACAUAAUGGAAAAACUCAUAUAACAGAAAAAAAAGCCCCAAACAGAUUGACUGAACAAAAAAGUUGAUUAAAGUACGGUUCAAAAGUGACCCACGUAUUAUAAACUCUAGCUGGACUCUUAGAAGAAAAUCUAAACUCAUCGUGUUAGCUGUGUAUUGUGAGCUCUUCUUUUACUGUGUCACUGGUUAUACACUUGUUAAACGCUGAGAUAAUAGACUUCAUGCCAGGCAUUUGAGUACUGUAGAUUGGGUCAUUGCUGAAAGAUUAAUGUACUGUAUGACUUAAAUGAAAUCUUUAUUCUUGAUUUUAUUCUUGAUUUUGUUCUUGUUUUAAAAGAUUAAAUAUGGGCAUUAUGUCAGCAAGCUAAA